Molecule: messenger RNA, 1776 nt
Organism: Diorhabda sublineata
Lineage: Eukaryota; Metazoa; Arthropoda; Insecta; Coleoptera; Chrysomelidae
Exons: 3
Coding region: 969-1568 (199 amino acids)
Source: RefSeq, a predicted model, not a curated record
UAGCUGGUCACGAUUUUAUUGAUUAAUUUAUCCGUAUCAUGCUGGUAAUUUAAGAAUUCAAACAUAUUUUUUAAUUUCCAAGAAAAAAAAAUGAAAUUAGCAUUCAAGUGUGUAGGUUUUCGAAAAAUUAGGUUAGUAGUAAAGAUUUUAGAAAACUGAAUACGAUAAAUAAAACAAGGGGAGAUAAAAAAGAAAAAUCAAAAUCAAAAAGGCUUUAUUUUUGAGUAGAGGUGUUUCUUUAACCAAGGUUAUGACUUUUAUGGAAUAUUUAAAUAAGGAAAUUUUUUAUAAGAAUGAGGUUAAGAGUUUUAAUAAAGAAUAUAUCAAAUGAGCAUGCGCUGGGUGUAUACGAAGUUAUAGGAGGAUAGAGAUCUGAUUGGUUGUCAUGAAAACAUGACUAAGAAGUUGAAUCGGUCGGUAGGAUGACGUGUGGUGUUAAAAUGGAGGGUUGCCUAUCUACUAGAUUCACGUAACGGGUAAGAUUCUAAUCCUAACAUCAAUUUAGAUAACAAAAGAAUAUUCAGUAAUAACAAUUCACAAAUUUAGUCGUAUUUUUGAAUAAAAAAAAAUCAAAGUGUUGAUAAUAACUUGCAAAUAAUGACAAAAUUUAAAAAUAUAUGUCUUUAUUAUAAAUGUGGGAAAUAUUGUAUAAAUUUAUGGAAUAAAAACAAUUUCCACUGUUAGAAACUUGAAACAAACCUAACUAAAGUUCGUGUCAUUAAAUUAAAAACAAAAAUAUCGAAGAGGCUACAAAAUUUACCUGAAUACUGUCCUGUUCGCGUUGUUUAUCUACGUAUACAUUUGACAAAACUAAUGACAUACCCUUUAUUCGUUUAAUGUCACGAUUCACGACAAACAUGUAACUAAUGACAUUAUUUUAUGUCCCUUUCUAUAAAUUUCUGAAACCGCUAAAUCUCAUACGUACAAAGAUAAAGGGUUAGAACAAUUUUGAAAACUCGAUUGUUGUAAUGGCUACCGUUAAACGAGUAAGAAAUAGAAAAUGCGUGCCGAUUUUAAAUACAGAAGGGACAUUUAUUAAACCGAUAAUAAAUCCUAAAUAUGAUAGUAAAGAAAUUUAUUGCCAAAAUUUACCGACGUUUCAAAGAAUGCAUUCGCAUCACACACUAUCUAGUGCCAGACGAUUUGUUGGAUAUAAACCGUUCAGUCAUCUUAUUCCCAAAGACGAACUGGAUUUUGUUUUAAACGCUUCUUUUAAUCAAACUUCGGAGGUAUUUCCCAGUACGGUAGAUAUUUAUUCCCAGCCUGAAACUAGAGGCAUUGAAACCGGCAGACAAUUACGUAAUACGAGAGAUUUAACACCUGUUAGAGAAGUGCAAGCAUCUGUCGAAGAUACCGCCGACGAUAUAAAAAAAGAACCCGAAAAAAGAAAAGGAAAACACGUAAAAAUACCGCAUAGAUAUAAUUUUAGUCAUAAAGUUUUAAUCGGGGGUGUAACGGAUAAAAAACACCCCAGUAACAUAAAACUGAUGAACUCUUCUCAUCACAGUCCUCAAACGAACGCAGGUUAUUCUAGACAAGAUUCUGACGGCAACGUUUAUCAAUAUUAAUAAAACUAAAUCAUAUUUUUGUAUAUAAUAAUUUGGUUUUGAUGAAUCUGUAAUAUAUUUAUUUAAGUAUUCUGUUCUAAUUUUUCGAAAACUCUGUAAUAUAUGAUUAAAAAUUCGAAAUGGUUAGAAGAAGAUUCAAUAUUUCGUAAGGUGGAGGCCAUAGUUUGAAAAAAAGUAGAUUUGACAUAAAUCAAUGUCUAAUUUCUAG